GUUACUGACAGCGCAGCUUGAUGGUCCUGAGAGCAGCACGGAGAUUGUUUCCCAUUUUUAAAAGAGAAAGAAUAUCAACAAACUCCGAUUUACGUUUUGUGAAUUAGCGUUGAAUUUUGGAGCCAACAUGGGGAAAGUGGAAGGAGGAAUGAAAUGUGUAAAAUAUCUACUUUUCAUCUUCAACGUAAUAUUCUGGUUGAUGGGCUCGUUGGUCCUAGCGGUUGGGUUGUGGUUGCGGUUCGAUCCUGAGACCGUCACUCUGCUGAAAGGAGACGGAGCGCCAGGCACCUUCUUUUAUGGUGUGUAUAUUCUGAUCAUAGCAGGCAGUCUAGUGAUGUUGGUGGGAUUCUUUGGCUGCUGUGGAGCCGUACGAGAGUCACAGUGUCUGCUGGGGUUGUUCUUUGCCUGCCUGCUGAUCAUCUUCGGCGCGGAGGUGGCUGCUGGUGUGUUUGGCUUCUUGAACAAAGACAAGAUAAUCAAAGAUGUCCAGAACUAUUACGUCAAAUCCUACAACGACGACAACAACAGCACAAUGAUACAGAACUCCUACCACAAAGUUCUGAACUGCUGUGGGACGUCCCAGAGCUUCUGUCCCGAGGCCCCAGCUGACACCAAGAACUGUGAGGUGGGCAUCAAGGAGUUCUUCAACAGUAAACUCUACAUCAUCGGUUAUGUGGGGAUCGGCAUCGCUGGAGUCAUGGUUAUAGGGAUGAUCUUCAGUAUGGUGUUGUGUUGUGCCAUCCGCAACAGCAGGGAGGUCAUCUAAACAGGCAGACCUUCCAGUCCUCCAGUACCCCCCAACAGCCCAACAGCCCAACUCCAGUCCUCCAGUACCCCCAACAGCCCAACAG
This is a messenger RNA of Coregonus clupeaformis (lake whitefish), 851 nucleotides long. RefSeq names its product CD9 antigen. NCBI's taxonomy places the organism in Eukaryota, Metazoa, Chordata, Actinopteri, Salmoniformes, Salmonidae. The record is from RefSeq and is a predicted model, not a curated record. The transcript is spliced from 8 exons. Gene Ontology annotation, cellular component: membrane. Bases 128 to 766 code for a protein of 212 amino acids.